CGUCGACUCAACAACCAUGACCAUCCCUGCCCACUGGUAGUGCGUGUUUCGAAACUCAACCUCAAAGGCGCAUGCGCUUUUCAUUUUGAAUUCUCAUUCGAAACAUGGCAGACGGAAAAGAGUAAACAGAGAUUUUACGCACAAUCCUCAAAAUCCAGUUUUUGUGAUUCUACUGUUUACUACUGAUGAUGACCUGGUUUCUUUAUUAUUUGUAACUGCAGCAUCAAGUGGAAACUUACUGCUGUUCUUGUUUCGUUCAAGUUCAAUGAAACAGUUUUCGAGUUUUGCAUUUUUUUUUAGUGUGUCCAAAUGAAGUAGUUUCCAGUGCCAUCACGUUUUUAGUUUGGAGAUACCCUCUUUUUUUUCUUUGUGUGUGUGUAUUUAAAAAUAAAACGUAAUCAUCAGAAGGGGUGUAAGGCUGGCCUUGUGUGAUGUCUACAGUGAUUUCCGUCGCCCUUGACCUGUUCCGAAACAAUCCUAUUGUGAAACCCUUGUUGGAUUUUUGUGCACCCUCUUCGGAAGUACAGUGAUAAAGAUCCGUAUUUUCAAAAACGCAUUGCUCAAUCAACCUUAAUUUAUUCCAAUGACACUGGAAAUCAUAAACUACGACGCGCCGCUUGGGGCCGAAAGACAAUACAUAGUGAAAAUUGAAGAUCUGGAACAUUAUGUCAAGACACUGUCUGAAUCAAAAAUUGGAAAUUUUAAAGAUCAAUAUGAGAUGCUGGGAUCAAGUCCACAGAAACCGUGUAUUGCAGGUAUGAAGCCAGAAAAUAAGCCGAAAAAUAGGUAUCCAGAUUUAUUGCCAUAUGACGACAGCCGAGUUAUUUUACAAAAGUACAAAAAUGAUCCGAAUUCAGAUUAUAUCAAUGCAAGUUAUGUUGACGGUUACAAGAAAGGUACACGCUACAUUUGCGCACAAGGUCCGCUGGACAAGACAGUUGGGGAUUUUUGGAGAAUGGUAUGGCAGGAAGAUGUGAAUGUUAUCGCUAUGACUGCAAACAUAAUAGAACACGGAAAAAAAAAAUGUGAAAAAUAUUGGCCAGAUAAGGUUCUUAAAGCAGCAGAUCUUAUUAUUACAUUUCAAAGUGAAAUGGUUUUCAUUGACUAUACAAUCAGAAAUUUCAAAAUUGUAAAGAUGGGAGUGUCUGGACACCGCAUGGUACGUCAGUAUCAGUACACCGCAUGGCCUGAUCAUGGUGUGCCGACCUACUCCCUCGCGCUCAUAGAAAUGAUGCAAAAUAUUAAGGACUUCCAAAAAGAACAACAGAAAGUAACUCCUUGGUUACUGCAUUGCAGUGCUGGUGUGGGUCGUUCUGGUACUAUGAUGGUACUAGACUCAGCUCUUGAGAUGGCUCUCGUUGAAGGAAGGGUGGACGUUCUCGGUAUUUUGUACAAAAUGAGGCAACAGAGGGUGAACCUGAUUGAGACUGUUGAACAAUACAUUUUUGUGUAUAAGGCAUUAGUCGAAUAUCAUUUUGGGGACAAUUCCUGCAAGCCUGCUAAUGAAAUGGUUCUCUAUUUCAAUAAGUUACGGCAACUGGACUCGGAUAAGAAGAAAACAGGAUUAGAAAUCCAAUUCGAAAAAUUACGGCAGUUGGAAACUCCAUUUUUUCAGCAGAGAUGUCUUACUGCACUGACGCCGAAUAACAAAAAUAAAAACAGAGAUCCAUACAUCUUACCACCUGAUGAUGGCCGUCCUGUUUUGAAAACUAGUCCACCAUCUAACUACAUCAAUGCUGUAUAUGCCUAUGAUUAUGGCGUUCAAAACCACUUUGUUGUUACCCAGUUUCCACUUCCAAAUACAGUGCCUGACUUCUGGCAACUUCUAUGGGACACGGGGUCAUCGACAAUAGUAGUUCUAAACGAAAUAAGUAACAAGGAUGAGAGUUCUCCAACGUUUUGGCCGCAAUCUGGCAAUAUACAGCAAGGCAACAUAAAAAUUCAGCAUCUGGCUUCCGAAGCAGAAUAUUUUGGUGGAGUACUAGUUCGGAAAUUCAGCGUCAAAAACCCCAAAGGUAAAAAACGUACGAUUAAAACAUUUCAUCUGCAUGGCUGGAGAAGGGAAGAUUUCGUCCCUCCACAAGUGGACACUAUUGUCCAGCUAAUUGCCAAAGUAGACAAAUGGACGAGAAAAAGUGGGCCAGCACCUAUCUUAGUCACUUGUUAUGAUGGCUGUCGAGCGUCUGGUUUCUACUGCGCCGCUUCCUAUUUGGCUGCUCAGAUCCACGACACGAGGCAGGCAGAUGUGAUCCAGGCCGUAAGGACAGUCAGGCUUCAUAGGCCAACUUUCAUACCUACGGUGGAGCAGUACCGGUGGCUUUAUGAACUAAGUUGCUUCUUAGUAUCUGAAAAGAUUCUAAAAUGAAAGAAAACUGUGUAUUAGCAUCUACCGGUGACUGACGCCAGCUCACUUGUACAGGAAAACUAUAGCUUCCAGAACUAAAUAUCAGGCAAAACCACCGAUUUGCAAUACGAAGGAAACUGUUUUAUUAAUAUGUAAUGUAUAUCUAUACAUUUUAUCGUUCGUAUUUUAAUAAAGUGAAUUUUAAAAGAAACAAAA
Messenger RNA from Argiope bruennichi, 2560 nucleotides. RefSeq names its product receptor-type tyrosine-protein phosphatase mu-like. Gene Ontology annotation, biological process: protein dephosphorylation. Gene Ontology annotation, molecular function: protein tyrosine phosphatase activity. Bases 584 to 2365 code for a protein of 593 amino acids. NCBI's taxonomy places the organism in Eukaryota, Metazoa, Arthropoda, Arachnida, Araneae, Araneidae. The transcript is spliced from 17 exons. The record is from RefSeq and is a predicted model, not a curated record.